UGAUAAGUCAAACCAUAAUCAUACUGCGAAGAAAUUUUCAGACCCCCCAGAUUUUCUCGACUGACCAGUCACCCCGCGUUUUCUUAUUUUCUUUUCUUUCUUUCUUUCUUCAUCGGCUCCCUCCGCCGUUCUCCGCCCACCAACCCCGCAACGGCGGCGACUUAGUUUCACUUGUUCUUUGAAUUCUUUCUGAUUAUGGGGAACUGUAACGCAUGCGUAAGACCGGACGAGAGUCCGGAAAGUAAACCGAAUCGGUCUGACCAGAACCAUAAGGGAAAGAAAAAAGCCCGGGAAAGGAAGCCGAACCCGUUCUCCGACAGAGUCGCAUCGCCGGCUCCGAUCCGAGUACUAAAAGACGUUAUCCCACUGAGUCACCGAACUCGAAUUUUCGACAAGUACGUCCUCGGCCGCGAGCUGGGGCGGGGCGAGUUCGGGAUCACUUACCUCUGCACGGACAGGGAAACGCGGGAAGCCCUCGCGUGCAAAUCAAUCUCCAAGAAGAAACUCCGGACAGCAGUAGACAUCGAAGACGUCCGUCGCGAGGUCGCCAUAAUGUCGACGUUGCCGGACCAUCCGAAUAUCGUGAAGCUGAAAGCGACGUACGAGGACAAUGAAAACGUUCAUUUGGUUAUGGAGCUUUGUGAAGGCGGGGAAUUGUUCGACAGGAUAGUGGCGAGAGGGCACUACACGGAACGCGCGGCGGCGAACGUGGCUAAGACGAUAGCUGAGGUGGUAAGGAUGUGCCACGAGAGUGGCGUUAUGCAUAGAGAUUUGAAGCCUGAGAAUUUUUUGUUCGCUAAUAAGAAAGAACACUCGCCACUAAAGGUGAUCGAUUUUGGGUUGUCUGUGUUUUUUAAGCCUGGUACAAGUUUUUCCGAGAUCGUGGGGAGUCCAUAUUAUAUGGCCCCUGAAGUUCUGAAACGAAAUUAUGGACCAGAGGUUGAUGUAUGGAGUGCUGGUGUGAUCCUUUACAUUUUGUUAUGUGGGGUUCCUCCCUUUUGGGCAGAGACUGAACAGGGUGUUGCUCUUGCGAUUUUGAGAGGGGUCAUUGGUUUUAAGAGGGAACCUUGGCCACAAGUUUCGGAUAGUGCUAAGAGUCUUGUAAGGCAGAUGUUAGAACCGGAUCCUAAGAAACGAUUGACUGCUCAACAGGUGCUCGAACAUCCCUGGUUGCAAAAUACUAAGAAAGCUCCGAAUGUUCCGUUGGGAGAUAUUGUGAGAGCCAGGCUCAAGCAGUUUUCCGUGAUGAAUAGAUUUAAAAAGAAGGCUUUAAGGGUAAUCGCAGAGCACUUAUCUGUAGAAGAGGUUGAAGUAAUCAAAGACAUGUUCACAUUGAUGGAUAAGGAUAAUGACGGGAAAGUUUCAUACGAGGAGCUGAAGGCCGGGCUUCGGAAGGUCGGUUCUCAAUUAGCUGAACCAGAGAUGAAGAUGUUAAUGGAAGUGGCUGAUGUUGAUGGAAAUGGUGUAUUGGACUACGGGGAAUUUGUAGCAGUGACAAUUCACUUGCAGAAGAUGGAAAACGAUGAGCAUUUCCGCAGAGCAUUUAUGUUCUUCGACAAAGAUGGCAGUGGAUAUAUUGAACUAGAUGAGCUACGGGACGCAUUAGCUGAUGAAUCUGGUGAAACUGAUGUUGAUGCACUGAAAGACAUCAUGCGUGAAGUUGACACCGACAAAGACGGGCGAAUCUGUUAUGAUGAAUUCGUUGCCAUGAUGAAAGCUGGUACCGAUUGGAGAAAAGCAUCAAGGCAGUAUUCAAGAGAGAGGUUCAAGAGUUUGAGUCUUAACUUGAUGAAAGACGGUUCCUUGCAGCUCCACGAUGCAGUUACUGGUCAAGCCAUCGCUGUCUGAGGUAACAGAGGGAUCAAUUGACUUUGUUAUGCAUGUGCCUGCUCGAUGUUUCUCUCUCACCAUUUGAUGUCUAUAAACGAUCUAUAACUGAAACGUACGACACCAGUUGCUUCACGGAAUGCCAUGUAGGUUCAAGUUUAACGGUGAGCUUUUCGGUGGAAGACAGUAAUUCUUUCGUAACAUGUUCACAUCGCCGGCUUUGGUUGUUUUCUUUUUGCUGCUGCAUGAAGUGUGCGUUGAUCAGUUAAAGUGUAUUAUUCGUUCUUUCCUAGAGUUAUCAUACUCGAUACAUAUUCAGGAAUGGAUGUGAGAGUAUGAUUCUCCAAAUUUAGCAUAUCUUUGUUGGAUACUCGACACUCGCAUCCGAGUCCGAGAGAGGUAGGUUAGAUGUCCGUAGAAUGCGAAGGGCAUGUCGGUAUAUAUAUAUAUAUAUAUAUACACGUAUGUAUUUUUCAUGUCUAUGUUUGGUGAUUGUUUCGUUUUACUAUUUUGUGCAGCAUAUAGUGUAGGGUU
This is a messenger RNA of Hibiscus syriacus, 2361 nucleotides long. Its product is annotated as calcium-dependent protein kinase 10-like. Gene Ontology annotation, molecular function: calcium-dependent protein serine/threonine kinase activity; calcium/calmodulin-dependent protein kinase activity; calcium ion binding. The transcript is spliced from 7 exons. Lineage: Eukaryota; Viridiplantae; Streptophyta; Magnoliopsida; Malvales; Malvaceae. Gene Ontology annotation, cellular component: nucleus; cytoplasm. The coding region runs from base 196 to 1848 and encodes 550 amino acids. The record is from RefSeq and is a predicted model, not a curated record. Gene Ontology annotation, biological process: protein autophosphorylation; intracellular signal transduction; peptidyl-serine phosphorylation.